This is a messenger RNA of Chenopodium quinoa (quinoa), 1620 nucleotides long. RefSeq lists its product as uncharacterized. Bases 498 to 1487 code for a protein of 329 amino acids. The record is from RefSeq and is a predicted model, not a curated record. Lineage: Eukaryota; Viridiplantae; Streptophyta; Magnoliopsida; Caryophyllales; Amaranthaceae. The transcript has 2 exons.
AUAAAGAUAUUUUUUUUUUUACACAUACGAGUACUCAAUAAACUAGAUACUCUGUAUAUAAUACGAUAAUUCCAAUAUCUCAUGCAUUUACACAAUAGUGAAUUAACCAUCAAAAAUUAUUGCUCCAGAUAAAAUCUUUAGCCCAUAUAAUCAACCCGAAGAACGGAAGAAGUACAACUUGAAAAAAAAUAUCGAUAAAAAAAUCAAACAGCUGAAACUACUUAAGUUUUGUUAGAAACCCCAAAAGGGCCAAAAAUCCCCCAUUUUCGCUGUCUACAAGAAGAAAGAGAAUUUCAGAAAAUGGCUUGAAGCUCAAUCUUUUAAUUACCCUUUGAAAUUACUCAAAUUUAGAGUAUACUCCAGAAAUUUUUCUGCAACUCCUGCAAAUUAUAUUUCAUCUCUUCUCUUAGGUAGAGGCUGAGAUUCGAAGUCAGAACCAAUGUCCAUAUGUUAUUACUCCUUAUCAUGUUACUUUGAAGUAGAACUGAACCAUCAAAAUGGUGUGUCAAUUUAAUUUCAGGGCAAUUGCUAUUGAGUGCCUGACACUUCCAACAAUGAACAAUGCCUACAUGUCAAGAUUCUGCAGCAUCUCUCACACUGCUGCCAUUCCGCUGCCCUCAAGAGGAAGUGUUGUUCUUGAACUAUUUAGAAGCUUCUCUACCUGUAGUCCAUUGGUUGUUGUUCCUUCUAAUCCUUUCAUCAUCAGAAACUCCCAAGCGUUGACUGCUCAAAUCUCCGCAUCUGAUACAACACAGCGUUCUGAAGAGUGGUUUGCGCUCCGCAAGGACAGGCUAACUACUAGCACCUUCAGCACUGCUUUGGGUUUCUGGAAGGGGACCCGCCGAGCUGAGCUCUGGAGUGAGAAGGUUUUUGCUUCCGAUGCCACAACUGUAGCAGAUUCUGCAAAGCGGGCCAUGGAGUGGGGUGUUCUCAAUGAAGCACCCGCUAUUGAGAGGUAUAAAAGCAUUACUGGGCAUGAUGUUGGUUACAUGGGCUUUGCAAUUCAUUCUGAGCGAAGAUUUGAUUGGAUGGGCGCUUCUCCUGAUGGCCUUCUUAGCUGCACUCCCGAGGCAGGUAUCCUUGAAGUGAAAUGUCCAUAUAACAAAGGGAAGCCUGACUUGGCAUUGCCUUGGUCAACAAUGCCUUUCUAUUACAUGCCCCAAAUCCAAGGUCAAAUGGAGAUAAUGGAUCGAGAAUGGGUGGAUCUGUAUUGUUGGACCCCAAAUGGGAGCACAAUAUUCAGAGUAUGCAGAGAACGAGGAUAUUGGGAGCUUAUACAUGGAAUUCUGCGCGAGUUUUGGUGGGAAAAUGUAAUUCCUGCAAGAGAAGCUUUAUUGGUAGGUGGGGAAGAAGCAGCAAACUACUAUAAACCUGCACCCGUUCACAAACAAACUGGUCUGGUGAUUAGCAAGAGCAUUAGUUUAGCAGCCGGGGCCAAACUGUUGUGCAAGGAGAUAGCAGGUCAUGUCGAAUUCUUUACACAAUAGAUCUCCAAUUAAGAUAACAAUUUGAUAAUUCCACCAUGGGUUAUAUUUUCCAAUUACAAGCUUUUGGUGCAAAUUUGUAUUCUCUUCAAUUUAAAGUAUAUCUAUAGAAAUCAUGUUCAAAGUUUAGCCUGCA